Molecule: messenger RNA, 1760 nt
Organism: Coregonus sp. 'balchen'
Lineage: Eukaryota; Metazoa; Chordata; Actinopteri; Salmoniformes; Salmonidae
Source: the annotation of a GenBank genome assembly
AUGGAUGGUACAGAUGGUGAUGAAAUAUCAGAUCUUGCAGCCAGUCUACACAUGUUCUCAGAUGGCCUAGCAGUGGAAUCCACUACAUGUCUACCAGGGGAGUCCAGAGGAGAUUCUGUGCUGGUUUUGCAUGGUCUAUAGGCUUUCUCAUACAUUAAUCACACUUGGCCAUUUGUCUGCAGUGAAUGUGUCACACCAUUUUCAGUUUGCAUAAAGUCUCAAAUGAUUAUAGGCAUUGGGCUAUGCAAAUAUUGAAAAUCAUAUUUCAUGUGAUGAAAUCUCUGUAUUGCUCCUUGCUACCAGGUGUGAUGGUGACUACAGAGAACAUGGGUGUGGAUGAGGAGGAGAGCAUGUUGAAAUACUCCACCACCCUCACGAAUAGGCAGCGUGGGAAUGAGGUCACAGUCAGACCAGCUACUUUAGACAGUAAGUAUGGCUGUCUGAACUCAGAAAACACAAUCCUCUUUGUUCAUGGCAAAAUACCUUAAACACUGCUGUGUAUACACACGCAUUCAUAAUCUAUUAGGUAAUGCACUGUUACAGGAAUGACCCUAAAAGACCUCUGUAGUUUUAUGUACACUGUUUAUGUAUAUGCCUGUGUAUUUUUAUAUAACUGAGGGAGAUUAAGGUAUAUUAUGCAUUUAAUUUGGUAUAUGGACAAUUAAAUGUACAAAACACUGACCCUUUGGUGUCUCAUCAGUUCUGUCCAUCCACCAGCUAGCUGCCCAGGGGGAGGUCUUACAGGUGGCAACACACCUGAGCAAAGGUGAGACAUUUCCAUAUCCACUGACCAAUGGUGCAAAGAGGAGAACUUGCCUGAUUUGUGUAGCCUGGUGACACCAGCAUGAUUGCUAUGACUUGUGGGCUGUGUCCUGUGUAAUAUUAAAACGUUGGUUGACCUUGCAGACAGUUCAUUACUAAACUGCCAGGAUGAACGGGGCUUCACUCCUCUCAUGUGGGCAGCAGCGUUUGGAGAGAAAGCCAUGGUGGAUUUCCUCCUGGAAAAUGUUAGUGACAUUUCUAGACCCUUGUUCAUUGAAUUCAAUGGUUAGUCAUAAACAGAGUGGUGGUUGAUUGUAACCUGUGUGGCUGCUAUGACCUUGUGUGGUGUGUCUUAGGGGGCAGAUCCUAGUACUAUAGCAUGGGAACGGGAGAGUGCCUUGACCCUGGCAAGCUCGGGAGGCUAUGCAGUCAUAGUGAAACGUCUUCUUGAACAUGGAGUAGAUAUCAACGCUUAUGACUGGGUAAGGGUGUAAAUUAGGAUUCUUGAUUUCUUCAGAAAUAACACACAUCAGUCUUCAGUAUGUUUUUGGGUGAUUUUAUUAAUUGGAUGUUUUAUGUUUAAGAAUGGUGGUACUCCUCUCCUUUACGCUGUUAGAGGGAACCAUGUAAGGUGUGCCGAGGCCCUCUUAGGUACGUUGCCUCAUACCCCUGCACACAGUUAACCUUCAUUGUAAUUAAUUAUCUCAAACUAAAGUACUGUAGUCAUCUCAAAGUGGCACAAAUCAAUAUGAUGGUCUUGUGAUUGUAAUUCAGAUAAAGGGGCAGACAUGAACAUUGAGGCAGAUUCUGGGUAUAGUCCAAUGGCCUUAGCUGUUGCCCUCGGACACAAACAAGGUAAGCACCCUCUCUAAUCUGUCACCUUAAAGUAAAAAAACUUCCCUGGCAAAAGUAAAGCAUGGUUUUGUAAAUCAUGUUUUGUUUCAGUCCAAAAGGUGUUAGAGGACCAUAUUCUGAAACUCCUGAAGAAAAAAGCAUGA